CACAGCGUCCACAAGGAGAACACCUAUAGAUAGUGUACACACACUCAAACUUGGAUACCGACUGCCAGGAAAAAACAUGGCUCUAAAUCACCACAACCGUCACUUUCAUAAUUUCUUGAAAAACAAAGCACAUCCAUAUUUUUCGAAAAAGGACCGGACGUCAAUGAGUGCGAAUAUUACUCCCGAGUCGAAUGUUUUGCAGAGUCUUAGUAAGCUCCUGAUGGGAUGCCGAUCUCUGUACGCUACUUCUGCUGGUUACUAUUCACCUAUGGACAGUCAAACUUUUAAAGCUAAGACGGUACCAACACCGCCACAGAAAAAUGACAUGUGGAUAUUCCGAAUGUCAAUGCAGGGAUUUAAAGCCGAAAAUGUAAAGAUUUCUGUUCAAGAAACUACGGUACUGGUCCAGGCCAAAUUUGACCACGAUCAGGGAAACAGUGACAAAAUUUACGGUAUGACCAGGACUAUUGCUAUUCCGGACACGGUGGUCAGGGAAAAUGUCGUUGGAUAUUUAGAUGAACAGCAAGUCCUGAUAAUAGAAGCACCCUAUAAGGACAGGAAAUGUCAAAAGGAUCAGGUUGUUCCAGGACUUCGUAGAGCAUCUAGUAGUGAUGUAGACGACGAAGAACUAUUUCCCCGUCCUAACUCCGUCUUCAGCAGUGAAUGCGAGGAACAUAAACAACAACCCAUAGAUAGUGACCUUCUCUCAGAGAACAGCAACGAUUCCUUCAGUAGCGUAAGCAGUAAAAUUAACAACGAGUACAAAGACUGUGGCCGUACAGACAACAUGGACCACGACGAUAAGUCAAAGGGUAGCAACUUUCGUCUCAAUAUCAACAUGCAGAACGUGCCAUCAAAAUACAUCGAAGUUUCCACCAAAGGACGAAAACUUAUAGUGAGAUGUACGAUUCAUCGACAGCUAUCGGGAAUAAGUCUAAAAGAGUCGUACUCCACGGAAUACGCCCUACCCACAAAUGUGGAUAUGGACGGUUUAAGGUGUGUCCGAUCGGAGCAAGGAGUUCUCACAGUAACUGCACCAUGUCUGAAGUUAAGUACGAAGGAAAGGCGGAUAGAGAUAAUAGAGGAGAACUGUUGUUGACCGCCUGUGGUGUGUGUGGUAUACCAUUAGGGUAUGUGUGUAGGACUUAAUGGGGUCAGUAAGUAAACUGUAGUGUUCGUGAUCGAAAGCAUAUCAAAUCGGUGACGUACUUGAUGCUAUUUUUGGACGUAUGGCGUGCUUAUUCGUUGAAAUCUGUAUAAGAAACAGUCAUAUUUUAUUUCCAGGUAAAACUAUCAUUUGUUAUAGUUAUUACGAUAACAUUGACAUGACAUUCGCCAAUUUCUCCACUCAGGUAUAACAGGUGUGCUUUGGUCACGUCUGUCUGAUUUAGUGAUGUUAUAUAUAAUUUAUAGGUUAAACGAAAUCCGCUGAUCUGGCCAGUACAGCUAUGUCUGCUCGCUCACAAUCAGCCGGUCAGUUAUCUGUUGACGUUGUUAAUGAAGUGAUAUUUUAACCCGGUCAGUAAACUUUGUUUGAUAGUUAUAGAUGUGGUUAGAUCAGUACAUGAGUUCCACUGAUGAACACGUAUUUAUCCAGUCAGUAUCUGUGUACUACUGAUGAACACGUGUUUAUCCUGUCAGUAUCUGUGUACUACUGAUGAACACGUAUUUAUCCUGUCAGUAUCUGUGUACUACUGAUGAACACGUAUUUAUUCUGUCAGUAUCUGUAUACUACUGAUGAACACGUAUUUAUCCAGUCAGUAUCUGUGUACUACUGAUGAACACGUAUUUAUUCUGCCAGUAUCUGUAUACUACUGAUGAACACGUAUUUAUCCAGUCAGUAUCUGUGUACUACUGAUGAACACGUAUUUAUCCAGUCAGUAUCUGUACUACUGAUGAACAUGUAUUUAUCAGACCUGUAUUUAUGUUCUGUUGAUAAAUAGGUAUGGAUUCGGUCAGUAUUAUGUUGAUAGACAUGGGUGAACACAUAUUUAUUGCAUUUUUCCAGUGAAAUAUAGAUAUAUCCCAUUGAUAAAAGUGUUAUUUUUCACUAAUGAAAAUUUCACUAUUUUUGUUAUUUUUUCACUCGUGAAAGAUACCAAAACAUUAGACACACUUGGGAAAUGUAUUUGUUAUUACUGAUUACCAUGUAUCUAAUAUCUUUUGUACCUCUCACUCGUCCUGUACACUCGUGAAAGAUAAAACAAAUAUUAGAUAUACUUGUGAAAUAUAUUUGUUAUUACUGAAGACACUUUUAAAUAUCCUGUAUUUAAAUGGCCAGUAUUGUACUAACACGCUUUUAUCCGCUCAGUAUCAAUGUUCUAUUUACAGACACGUAUGAGUUUGUACUUAGCCGGUAAGAAUCUGUGUUCUUCUCAUUGACACGUACUUACCUGGUCAGUACAUAAUCAUUAUUUUGUUGCAUUGUGUUGUUUACAAAUCUGUACUUUAAUCCCUAUUGUGUAAUUUAUUGGAAUGAAGUACUUGUAAGCAUAUAAAUAUUUUUCUUACAUGAUACGCGUAACUUUCCUACCAGUGGUAUUGCCGAGUCCAUCACACGCGUAACUUUCCUACCAGUGGUAUUGCCGAGUCAAUUAUUGCCGAGUCCAUGAUACGCGUAACUUUUCCUAUCGGUGGUAUUGCCGAGUCCAUUAUUGCCGAGUCCAUCAUACGCGUAACUUUCCUACCAGUGGUAUUGCCGAGUCCAUCACACGCGUAACUUUCCUACCAGUGGUAUUGCCGAGUCCAUUAUUGCCGAGUCCAUGAUACGCGUAACUUUCCUACCAGUGGUAUUGCCGAGUCCAUGAUACGCGUAACUUUCCUACCAGUGAUAUUGCCAAGUCCAUUAUUGCCGAGUCCAUGAUACGCGUAACUUUUCCUACCGGUGAAAUUGCCAAGUCCAUGAUUCACGUAACUUUCCUACCAGUGAUAUUGCCGAGUCCAUGAUAUGAUAUGGUGCUAGGUGUCUAUGUACCCGAACUAUACUACCUUGCAAUGUGUAACUGUGGAUGUUAAUAUUGGGUCAUACUAAUUGAUCACGUUUAUUUAUUGUUAAUAUUGUAUGUGUUUAAUGAGUGGUGAUUUAGUGGUGAGGUUGUGUAUCUUGUCAUAUCACGUGAUAUCAUUGUUAACAUUGUGUCCGUGUAUUAAAAAAUCAUUCGCUAGAUCAUGUGAUGUAGUGAGCGGUAUUUAGUAUUGAGAUUGUGUAUGUUUGUAAUGAGUGGUAUCGUAAAGCAAUAAUGUUAUAAAGUGUCUGCUGAUAGUCACACGAUAGUGUCCACGUGACAGUUGUAUUGGACACGAAUCAGGAAAACAUGACCUUUGGUCAAAAGUUGUUGUAAAGAUAUUUUUGUUCAUUUUGUGAAAUUAAAAACAACCUAACACUUGAAGCAAAA
Molecule: messenger RNA, 3395 nt
Organism: Ylistrum balloti
Lineage: Eukaryota; Metazoa; Mollusca; Bivalvia; Pectinida; Pectinidae
Exons: 1
Coding region: 77-1099 (340 amino acids)
Biological process (GO): protein refolding; response to heat
Molecular function (GO): protein folding chaperone
Source: RefSeq, a predicted model, not a curated record